UGCCACUACUCUUAUUCAGCCAUGCGCCAUCUACUCCCCUUGCGCCUGCUUGAAGAAGGUACGAAUAGCUCUAUCUUUUAAUGGCAGAUCUGGUCUUUCUUGUAUAAAAUCUUAGCGGGAGAAGAUAUCGGCGGGGGUGAAAGACGGCGGUGGAGAUGGAGGUGGCGACCGGAGUUGUGAAGCACGUGCUGCUGGGAAAGUUCAAGGACGACGUGUCGCCGGAGAAAAUCGAGGAACUCAUCAAGGAUUGGGCUAACCUUGUCAACGUGAUCGAGCCCAUGAAAGAUUUCCACUGGGGGACAGAUGUGAGUAUGGAGAACAAGAAUGAGGGCUUCACCCAUAUUUUUGUCUCAUCUUUUGAAAGCACAGAAGGUAUUGCUGAGUACCUUUACCAUCCUGCUCAUGUGGAGUAUGGGAAGAAAUCUUUGCCAUUUGUAGAAAAGUUUGUUGUGUUUGAUUAUAAACCAACCAUAUUUAAGCAAUAAUACAGCCUAUAGAAGACGAAAAAAAUAUCGCGUGCAGAUAUGAUAGGUACAAAUUUGAUGGUAUUUGGUGGUAUUGCGGUGGUAUUGUGGUACUUACCAAUCCUCAUGUGUGGAUUCCGCACGUUGCUUGAGAAUAAAACUGAUCUGCUACAUUUUAAUAAUAUGUUGCUUUGAAAAUGUAAUAUAUAUAUUUCCUGUAAUGCACUGUUUGUGUUAUUAUAUAAGAAGUCCUUUAUGAAUGGUUUGAAUUGCUAA
Molecule: messenger RNA, 740 nt
Organism: Phalaenopsis equestris
Lineage: Eukaryota; Viridiplantae; Streptophyta; Magnoliopsida; Asparagales; Orchidaceae
Product: stress-response A/B barrel domain-containing protein HS1
Exons: 2
Coding region: 156-485 (109 amino acids)
Biological process (GO): pollen tube adhesion
Source: RefSeq, a predicted model, not a curated record